Messenger RNA from Mercenaria mercenaria, 375 nucleotides. RefSeq lists its product as uncharacterized. The transcript has a single exon. The record is from RefSeq and is a predicted model, not a curated record. Lineage: Eukaryota; Metazoa; Mollusca; Bivalvia; Venerida; Veneridae. The coding region runs from base 1 to 375 and encodes 124 amino acids.
AUGUACAGUCGCAGUGUUGUUCAUUUAUCCAAGAAUGAAAGACAAUCUCUCGAGAAACUUUUAAUGAAUUACCAAGAUGUGUUUGCUAAAAACAAUGAUGACCUUGGUUGUACUAACUUAAUUCAACACCGUAUAAACGUCCAAGCAGCUCAACAUAUUCGCCAAGCUCCUCGAAGGCUACCUAUUGCAAAAUGUGAAAUCGAGCGCACUGAAAUUGAAAAGAUGCUAGCUAAUGGUAUAAUUGAACCUAGCAUAAGCGAAAGGAGCAGUCCUGUACAUUUGUUAACAAAACCUGAUGGCAGCACUAGAUUCGCGGUGGACUACCGUAAAGUCAAUAAAGUGGUGAAAAAGAUAGUUUCCCGCACCCAAAGAUAG